This is a messenger RNA of Monodelphis domestica (gray short-tailed opossum), 19047 nucleotides long. RefSeq names its product sodium-dependent phosphate transport protein 2B-like. Gene Ontology annotation, cellular component: brush border; apical plasma membrane; vesicle. NCBI's taxonomy places the organism in Eukaryota, Metazoa, Chordata, Mammalia, Didelphimorphia, Didelphidae. The record is from RefSeq and is a predicted model, not a curated record. Gene Ontology annotation, biological process: sodium-dependent phosphate transport; intracellular phosphate ion homeostasis. Gene Ontology annotation, molecular function: sodium:phosphate symporter activity.
AGGAGGGUGUGUCCAAAAGGUGAAUGAGAGGGAAGUAAAAAGGAGGGAUUUUGGGGGAGCAAUAUAAGGGAGUGGAAAGGGGGAGACUGAUUAAGAGCAAAACAAUGGAGGGAUGGGAAAGAGUAGAAAAACUAAGGUUAGGAUUAAAGAAGGAAGUUAAAAUGGAGGGGAAGACACAUAUAGUAAUCAUAACUGUGAAUGUGAAUGGGAUAAACUCACUUAUAAAAUGUAAACAGAUAGCAGAGUGGAGCAAACAUCAGAAUCCUAGCAUAUGUUGUCUAAAAGAAACACACAUGAGGCAGAUAGAUACACGCAGGGUAAAGGUAAGAUACUGGAGCAGAAUAUAUUGGGCUGCAACAAAGACAAAGAAGGCAGUAGUAGCAAUCAUGAUCUCAGACAAUGCUAAAGUAAAAAUAGACUGGAUUAAAAGAGAUAAGGAAGGUAAUUAUAUCCUGAUAAAAGAUUACAUAAAUAAUGAAGAAAUAUCAGUACUCAACAUAUUGUAAACCUUAAAAUUUCCCAGACCCUACUUUAUAAGAUUGGAUUAAGACCAUUCCCCAUUUGGGCAGUGAACUCUACUUAAAGCAGGAAUGUGAGAAUUCUACUUUGCCUACUUGGGUCUGCCCUAGGGAAAGAUAAAGUUGUAAACUCUUUUCUGAACAAUGAAAAGUACUUAAACCCAUACUUUUCUUAAGCUAAGUACCUAUAAAGGUCAAGCAAGUUGUGAAUUUACAAGGAACAAAGAACUGGAAAACUUAAUCAGAGCUUUCCUGGUGUGAAUUACUCAAAAAUCCACACCUUCUUAGGUGUGGACUAAGAAUGGGCGGUCCUUUAGAAACAUCUACAGUGAUUGGUAGAUGUAAGGACUUAGGGGAGGUGACAGAGGAAAUUUUGCCCUUAAAAAUAAGAGCUCAGGGAAGAGCUGAGAAGUCAUUCUGAAACAUUCGGAUUGGAGAGACUCAUUCUGAGGAGACUGAUUCUGAAACAUUCAGAUGGAGGAGGGAGCUGGUGAAAGCAGCUGAGAUGCUGCUGGCCUGGUGUCAUUAGAAAUCCUUACUUAGACAGAUCUUAUGGUGAGUUAUAAAAAACUGACUGAUUUCUCUUUUAAGACUCAGGUCUAGGCCAUGUUGGCUUGGGGCCCUUCAUACUUAUUCCUUUCUUACUCUCUCUCUCUUUCUUUGAUUACUCAUUGUAUUGUUAAUUAAAAUCUUUAUAAAACCCAAUUGACUUGGGUAUUUGAAUAAUUGGGAAUAUUUCCCUGGCGACCACCUUAUAUUUGAUUUUAAAUCUCACAAUAUAUGCACCAAAUGGUAUAUCUUUCAGACUUUUAAAGGAGAAAUAGAAAGAGCUUAAGGAGGAAAUAGAUAGUAAAAUUAUGCCAGUGGAAGACCUCAAUCUUCCCCUAUCAGAACUAGACAGAUUCAACUAAAAAAUAAAUAAAAAAGAAGUAAUGGGAGGGAAUGAAAUGUUAGAAAAAUUAGAGCAAAUAGAUGUCUGGACAAAACUGAAUAGGGAUAAAAAUGAAUAUGUCUAAUCUUCUAUAGCACAAGGUACAUAUACAAAGACUGACCAUGUAAUAGGGCACAAAAACAUAGCAAACAAAUUCAGAAAAGCAGAAAUAAUUACUACAACUUUCUCAGAUCAUAAUGUCAUAAAAAUCAUAAUUAAUAAGGGUUCAUGGCGAGGCAAAUUUAAAAUUAAUUGGAAAUUAAAUAAUCUAAUUCUUCAAAACUGGUGGAUCAAAGAACACAUCAAACCAUUACUGAUUUCAUUGAAGAGAAUGACAAUGAGUAAAUAGAAAAUCAAAAUUUGUGGGAUAUAGCCAAAACAGUACUCAGGGGAAAAUUUACAUGCCUAAGUGCCUAUAUCAACAAAAUAGAAAGGGAGGAGAUUAAUGAAUUGAGUAUGCAACUUAAAAAAACUAGAAAAAGAACAAGUUAAAAACCCCAGAUAUAAACUAAAUUGGAAAUCCUAAAAAUUAAAGGAGAAAAUAAUCAAAUUGAAAGUAAAAGAGCUAUUGAACUAAUAAAUAAGACUGGGAGCUGGUACUUUAAUAAAACAAAUUAAAUACAUAAUGUAUUGUUAACCUAAUUAAAAAAAAGAAGAAAAUCAAAUUAACAGUAUCAAAAAUGAAAAGGGUGAUAUCAUAUCCAAGGAAGAGGAAUUUAGGACAAUUACUAAGAACUAUUUUGCCCAAUUAUAUCACAAGAAAUAUGACAAUUUUGGUGAAAUGGAUGAAUAUUUACAAAAAAGAUAAAUUGUCCAGAUUAAUAAUGAAGGAAAUAGAAUAUUUAAAUAAUCUCAUACCAGAAAAAUAAAUUGAAAAAGCCAUUAAGGAACUCCCAAAGAAAAAAUGUCCAGGGCCCAGAUGGAUUAACAAAUGAAUUCUAUCAAACAUUAAAAAAAAAAAAACGAAUUCCAAUACUAUUCAAACUAUUUGACAAAAUAAACAAAGAAGGAGUCUUACCAAAUUCUUUUUAUGAUACAAUUACAAUACUGAUUCCCAAUCCAGGAAGACCAAAAACACUUUCUACCCCACAUACCCCUUUCCUUGUUCCAUUUCAACUUCUCUGUAGGGUAAGAUAGAAUUCUAUACUCCAAUAGAACUAGCUCUUCUUCCCUCUCAGAACUGAUUCCACUAAGAGUAAGGUUUAACUUUGCCUAUUAUCAUUCUCUUUAUCCCCUUUUAAAAAUAGUUUUAUUCCUUGCCCCCACCCCCAUGUGCCUCUUUAUAUAACAUAUCCUAUUAUGUGGUAUAAUACAUUCUAUUUUACUUCUUCCUUCAAGUUUCUCUUGGUAUCAUCCUCUUUUUUGUCCCCCCCAUUUUUUCUACAUAUCAUCUGAAACAUCUUAAUAUCACAACCUCUGCCUGUGAAUAUUUCUUCUAUCUACUAUGAAAAUGAAAACAAUUUUUAGGAGUAACAUAUAGGAAUAUAAUAAAUUUGACUUUAUUGAAGCCCUUGAUCCCCAUCCCCCCUUCUAGUUUUACCUUUUUAUGGUUCUCUCGGAUUUUGUGUUUGGACAUUGAAUUUUCCAUUUAGUUCUGGUCUUUUCUUUAGGAAUGCUUGGAAAUCAUCUAUUUUAUUAAAUGACAAUAUUUUCCCCUGAAAGUAUAUAGUCAGUUUUGAUGGGUAGGCAAUUCUUGAUUGUAGACCCAAUUCUCUUUGCCUUUCUGAAUAUCAUAUUCUAAGCCUUGUGGCCCUUUAGUAUGGAAACAGCAAGAUCCUGUGUAAUAUUGCCUGGGGUUCCUUGAUAUCUGAAUUAUCUCUUUCUGGCUACCUGCAGUAUUUUCUCCUUGGCUUGGAAACUCUUGAUUUGGCUACAACAUUUCUGGGGGUUUUCUUAUGGGGAUUUAAUGUAGAGGGUGAUCUUUGGAUUCUUUCAACAUCUAUUUUGCCCUCUUCAAGAAUAUAAGGGCAGUUUUCUCAGAUAAUUUCUUGUAAUAUGAUGUGUAGUGUAAGGAAUUAAAAUUAAAGUUUUGACUUAACUGUACGAAAAUUAUAAAUAAUAUAGUGGUUGCUGAUUUAAAAUAUUAUAGCUCAAAUCAAAAUGACUUUCAAUAAUUUUUAUUUACAAAAUAGAUAGAGAGAAUGAAAGUAGAAAAAUACAAAAAGAGGGUAGAGAAGAUGUCUACCCUAUCAAACUAAAUAUUGCUCUGGUGCUUGGCACAGCCUGGCAAGGCUUGUUAACCUAUGACCAGAGAACCCAUAGUUCCACUCACAUGGUCUCCUCCAAGAAGAGAAGGCCUCUCAGAAACGAAUCUCUCCAGAUACCAGGAAAGGAAGGCCAGCUACUCACUCACCAAAGAGGUAGUCCAAGUCCCAAGUUACCUUCAAAAGGCAGAUUGUUGUCAAAGUUGUCAAAGACAACUACCGAAGACUAUCUCCACAAGACUGCUUGCAGAAUACUCCCUCUAGCUGAAGAAGUUCAGGAUUUUAUAGUGAUUUCCCAUCCCUUCUUCUCUUAAAAGGGGAUAAUCACAACUUCAGAAUUGUCUAGCACUGCCCAGGGGAUCAGUGUCUGUGGGAUCCAUUUUUUCACCUCUGAAGGUGUUAACUCUUAUCAUAGGCCUCUCAAGGUGUCAACCUUUUAUCAUAGGCUUCUGCAGGUAUCAACUUUUAUCAUAGGAUUCAAAAGUUUCUGAUUGAUGGAGUUAUCAUUCACUUUAGCAAAUGACUUGCAAAUACUCUUACUUAGUGUUAAGUAGGGGUGCUUUGAGUUCUGGAGCUAUCAGACAUUUUAGCAAGUGACUUGUGAAUUCUCUUACUUGAUGGCUAACAAAGUGUUAACUCAAAAUAGACAAAGAGAAAAAAGAAUUCCCUUUCACACUAGGCUUUUUUUUUUUUUGGUCAUGACUUUCAGGUAGCCCAACAAUUCUCAAAUUGCCUCUCCUGGAUCUGUUUUCCAGGUCAGUUGUCUUUUCAAUGAGAUAUUUCAUAUUUCCUUCUAUUUUUUCAUUCUUUUGAGUUUGUUUUUAUUAAUUAUUGCUGACUCAUAAGAUCAUUAGCUUCUACUUGUUCAAUUCUAGUCUUUAAAGAUGAUUUUCAGCCAUGAUCUUUUGAGUUUCCUUUACAGUUUGAUCUAUCCUGCUUUUCAUGGCUUCUAGCAAAUCAAUUCUGGUCUCCAAUUUGCUUAUUACUUUGUUUGAUUUUUAUGCCUCUUUUUCCAUAUGGGCAAUUUUGUCUUUUAAAACUGUUAUUUUCUUUUUGUAUUACUUUUAUUGCUUUUUUACCACUUUUCUUCCCAUUUUUCUUCUAUCUUUCUUAGUCCUUGAACUCCAUUUUAAGUUCCUCAAGAGCUUGUGACUAAUUUCCCCCCCCCUUUUUUUGGUGAAAGUUUGGAUGUUUUUUUGUUUGUGUGUUUUUCACUCUUUGUUGUUGCUUCUAUAGUUUGCUUUUUUUCUCUAUAGAAAUUAUCCAGGGUCAAGAGCUUUUUUUUUUUUUACUGUUUCUUAUUCCUUUUGUCACUAGUAGAUCAGUUGGUUGGCAUUGCUUUCUUAGCUUCUAUCUCUCAGGGCUUUGCCUUUGUAGUCUAUUCCCUUCCCUGUCAGAAGUCUGAGUGAGGGCAGGUAGGUUUAUGAUAUUCUUUGUAUAGUAAGCUUUAAAGUGUUUUUCACUGAGGCUAUCGUUCCAACCUCGGCUGCCUUGCCUGUGAACACCUGUGUUUCUGUCCAAGGUCCACAUUCUUCAGCCUCUAAUCUCACUGCCAAGGCCUUGCACUGCCCGUAGGGGUAUGUUCAUGAUCCUUUUAGCCAUCACUCAAGAAUUUAGAGAUUUUCCUGGCUGUCACUCUUAACUCUGGCAUGGAGGGUGGUGUGAGGGAGGGGUUAUCAGUUUGUGCUUUGAUUAGUUCAGUUUUCCCCCCUUAUAGGGUAGGAAUCCUCACUCAUUGCCUUUCUUUAAUACUGCAUCCAGUGGGAGAACACCUUUACUGGUCUGGUUUUGAUUUCUGUCCUUUUGAGACACUUUGUAAUAAGUAGUUGAAAGGAGAUUCAAAAAGCUCCUGCUACUAAGUAACCAUCUUGGCUUUGCCCAGGAAGACCAAAAACAGAGAAAGAAAACUACAGACCAAUCUCCCUAAUAAAUAUAGAUCCAAAAAUCUUAAAUAAAAUACUAGCAAAGAGACUACAGCAAGUUUUCACAAGUAUUAUAGAUUAUGAUCAGGUGGGAUUUAUACCAGGAAUGCAGGGCUGAUUUAAUAUUAGGAAAACCAUUGACAUAAUUGGCAAUAUUAACAACCAAACUAACAAAAAUCACAUGCUAAUCUCAAUAAACACAGAAAAAGCCUUUGACAAAAUACAAUACCCAUUUCUAUUGAAAACACUGGAAACUUUAGGAAUAGAAGGGCCUUUCCUCAAAAUAAUAAGCACUAUAUAUUUAAAACUAUUAGUAAGUAUUAUUUGCAAUGGGGACAAGUUAGAAGCCUUUUCAUUAAGAUAAGCAAUGAAGCAGAGAUGCCCAUUAUCACAUUUUUUAAUUUAAUAUUGUACUAGAAAUGCUAGUGGUAGCAAUUAGAGAAGAAAAUGAAAUUGAAAGGAUUAAAACAGGCAAUGAGGAGACUAAGCUAUCACUUUGCAGAUGAUAUGAUGGUCUACUUAAAGAAUCUUAGAGAAUCAACUAAAAAGCUAGUGGAAAUAAUCAACAACUUUAGCAAAGUUUCAGGGUACAAAAUAAACCCACAUAAACCAUCAGCAUUUUUAUACAUUUCCAACAAAACUCAGAAUCAAGAGUUAGAAAUAGAGGCUCCAUUUAAAACCACUCUAGACAAUAUAAAAUAUUUGCAAAGCUAUUUUCCAACACAAACACAGGAAUUAUAUGAAAACAGCUACAAAACACUUUACACACAAUUAAAACCAAAUCUAAAUAAUUGGAAAAACAUUAAUUGCUCAUGGGUAGGAUAAGCUAACACAAUACUCAAGUAUUUUCUUUACUCAAAUUACUCAAAAUAAUUUUGUUAUUCAGUGCCAUAUCUAUCAAACUAUCAAACUUAUUUUUAGAAUUAGAAAAAAGCUGUAACAACUCUCAUCUUGAAGAAAAAGAGGUCAAGAAUAUAAAGGGAAUGACUGAAAAAAAUAUGAAGGAUGGUGGCCUAGCAGUACCAGACCUUAAGCUGUACUAUAAAACAGUGGUCAUCAAAACAGUAUGGUCCUGGCUAAGAGACAGAAGGGUAGAUCAGUGGAAAAGACUAGGUAUUAAUGACCAAAGCAAGUUUAGUGUUCUAUAAACCCAAAGAUCCCAGCUUUUGAGGUAAGAACUCCCUAUUUGACAAAAAGUGCUGGGAAAAUUGGAAAACAGUAUGGGAAGAAUUAGGUUUAGAUCAACAUCUCAUGCCCUAUACCAAGAUAAAUUCAAAAUGGGUAAAUGAAUUCAAUAUAAAAAGUGAAAUCAUAAAUAAAUUAGGUGAACAUAGAAUAGUAUAUCUGUCAGACCUUUGGGAAAGAAAGGAAAUAAGAUUAAGCAAGAGAUAUAGAACAUUACAAAAUGUAAAAUGAAUGAUUUUAAUUAUAAUAAAAAGAUUUUGUACAAACAAAUCCAAUGCAAUGAAAAUUAGAAUGAAAGCAACAAAGUGGGGGAAAAGUUUUUAUAAUGAAACUCUCUGACAAAGGCCUAAUUUCCCCAAUAUAUAAGGAAUUAAUUCAAAUAAUAAUAAAAAAAAAACAUGCCAUUCCCCAAUUGACAAUGGUCAAAGGACAUGAAUAGGCAGUUUUUGCAUGAAGAAAUCAAAACUAUCAAUAAGCACAUGAAAACAUGUUCUAAAUCCUCCUGAUUACAGAAGUGCAAACCAAAAUGACUCUGAUGUAUCACCUCACAUCUAGCAGAUUGGCCAAUAUGACAGGAAUUAGGUGGAGGAGCUCACAAACCACUUAGUGAAUUCACUCCCUACCUGGUGCUAGGUGAGAAGCCAGAAAGAUACUGGGAGAGCUCUACCCUUUUUUUUUUUUCUAACUCCAGAGACUUUUUUUCUAACAGCCAGAGACUUGUGAAUUCUUUUAAGAGUUCACACACUCAGAAAUGUGUGGUUCCAAAGGUGUGAAUCCUAGGAGGAGAGGAUGAGAGAUAUAAGAAUUUUGGAAACUGUGAUUGGUCCCUGUGAAGAGGGUAGGGGAUAGGAAACCACCACAAAAGUCACAAAAAUCCUUAGGCUAGAAGUCUGGUGAAGUUGAAUCUUGUCAAGAGUGUCUCCUGGAGAUAGUCUACGAGGAAUGUUAUUGGAGACUGCAGCAUGGAUCCUGACUUCAACUUAGACACUUACUCUUGGACUACUUGGUUGGGUGAGUGAAAAGGCUGACUCCCUUCUUAGUUUCCUAUGAGACUAGCUUCAAUCUUGGAGGAGGCCACGUGAUUACUUACUACCAGUCCUCCUGGUUGAAGACUAGUAUAGGUAUUUUCUCUCACCUUUUCCACAUUUCUCUACUUUAUUGUUUCCCCUCUAUUUUGGUAAAUAAACAGUAUCCAACAUUAAAUUUAACCAUUACAAAGGAAAAUAAUAAAAUUUGGAGGUGACGUAGCAAAAUUAGGACAGUAAUACAUUGAUGGUAGAAUUGUGAAUUGAUCUAACUGUUCUGGAAGGCAAUUUGGAACUAUGCCCAAGGGGCUUUAAAAGAAUGCUUGCCCUUUGAUCCAGCAAGAUCACUACUAGGUUUAUACCCCAAAGAGAUAAUAAGGAAAAAGACUUGUAUAAAAAUAUUCAUAGCUGCACUUUUUGUGGUGGCAAAAAAUUGGAAAAUGAGCGAGAGUCCAUCUAUUGGGGAAUGGUUGAAAAAAUUGUGGUUUUUUUUGAUGGUGAUGGAACACUAUUUUGCUGAAAGGAAUGAUAAACUGGAGGAAUUCCAUGUGAAUUGGAAUGACCUCCAGGAAAUGAUGCAGAGAGAAAGGAGCAGAACCAGGAGAACAUUGUGUACACAGACUGAUACACUAUGGCACAAUUGGAUGUAACCGCAAUGCAAUGACCCAGGCAAUCCAGAGGAACUUAUGAGAAAAACACUAUCCAUACCCAGAGAAAGAACUGUGGGAGCAGAAGCACAGAAGAAAAAGUAUGAUUGAUCAUGUGGUUCAAUGGGAAUAUUAUGGGUUUUAGCUUUGAGAGAUCACUCUAUUUCAAGUAUGAAUAAUAUGGAAAAAGGUUUUUUAAAAUGAUAUAUGGGCAACCUAGUGGAAUUGCUUGUCAGCUCUGGGAGUGGGGAGGGAAGAAAGGAGAGAAAAUGCAUGAAUAAUGUAACCAUGAUAAAAUAUUUUAAAUAAAUGAAUUUUAUAAAAAAUUUUUUAAAUGAAGAUGAUAAUUGGAAUAAUUUUAUCCACACAGAUCUGCCUUUUGGGCCUUCCCUAUCCCACUCUUCUUUAUAGUCUCUCCAUAAAUUCUUCCAAUAGUAUCUUAAAACAAUCUGUUUUUGUAGGUAGAGAUUUUGGGGCAGGUCACUCUGUAUGUGUGUGUGUGUGCGUGUGUGUGUGUGUAUGUGUGUGUGUUUAAUAUCCAGCCUGGUCUAGUAUCUUUUCUGUCUUGUUGACUUUAAUUAGUGUCAUGGUCAUAUGGUCAUUUGUUUUUUAUUCCAACUAUUGGGAUAAUUGACUUCAUCUGUCACUCUAUUUCCUUUGUAUGAAGCCUGGCCUUCAUGUUUAUACUCAACAUACUAAUAAUGGGUUGUAUUAUUAUUACCAAGCUCUGGAGCAGGGAUUGAGUCAUACGAUGGAAAUGGAAGAUUCAUUUUUAUCUUCAGGAAGGAACUUUGCAAUUUUGCUUAGCUAACACAAGCAGAUGAAAAACAUUUAAGGUCUUCAUUUCACUCUCUCUCUCUCUCUUUACACACACACACACACACACACACACACACACUCACACACACACUCACACACACACACACACACACACAUAUAUAUAUAUAUAAUUUGUAUUAGGCACUGUGCUCAUCAAUUAAAUAUUCUCAUUUCAUACAAAAGCCAUGUGAGGUAGGUUCAUUUUACAAUACAGGAAACUGAGACUGAAAAUAGUUAAGUUACUUGUCAAGGGUCAUAUAGUAAAUAAGUAUCUCUGAGGCUAGAGUUAAACUGAUGACUUCUUGAAUCAAGGUCCAAUUUUCUAUACACUUGCAUCAUACAGCUGUCCUAGGGCCACUCAGACAACAGAGAUGCUGAGUAAGAGACAGAGAGUGCCCCUGCCCUCCAACUGAGAGAAUCUUUGGGGAGGAGGGUGAAAGAGAGAGAAGAAGCCUUAGAUGUCAGAGUAAUUCUUCCAAGGGACAGGAACGAGUAAGCCAUAUAUGAGGGAAACAGCAGGUGGAUUAGUUAUAAAACAAGAGAGAUGCUAAACUGGAGUAAGAGAAAAUGACAUUCUGGGCAAAAGAUGGUAAUAGCUGUUAUUUUGUUGUACUUCAAGAUUUGUGCAGAAAAGCAAAGUGUCUAACCUAUGCUAAUAGAGGGAAAUAGAGGUAGGGUCUCAACUCAUGGCUUCCUAAAGCCAAAUUCAACCCUCACUACUCUCCACCAUGGUGACUGCCUUGUUAGCCAGUUGACUGUCCUCACUAAAUCCUCAUUUACACAGUGGCCCCCAGACUUUGAUGUAUAGUCUAGCAGUCUCAAACAACUACCAUAUAUCUUUUUUAAAAUGUUUUUACCUUUUUAGGAAAAGUGGCUGGUGAACUUUUCUUUGAUGGUUCAAUAUUUUACAAUCCCUUGGCCAGUUUGAUGGUGGGUGUGCUGGUGACUGUUUUGGUGCAAAGUUCUAACAUAUCCAUAUCCAUCAUUAUCAGCAUUGUAUCCUCUUCAGGCUGAAUCUCUUCCUUUGAUGUUAUCUAUUCUCCCUAUUCUUGUGGUAGAGUCAGAAAAUUAAGCUCUAGCUGACAGAGUUGGGUUGCUUAUUCUUGGGUGAAAUUUUCAAUGCUUAUUGCUUUGGAUGAUCUUCUUUGGAAGAGUGGAUGUUGACAGUAGAGAAAGCAAUUCCCAUGAUCAUGGGAGCCAAUAUUGGGACUUCAGUUACCAGUACAAUUGUGACCCUCAUACAGGCUGGAGACAGGGAUGAAUUUGGAAGGGCUUUUGCAGGAGCUACUGUACAUGAUUUUUUUAAUUGGUUGUCAGUGCUGGUGUUGCUGCCUCUGGAGGAGAUUACGAGCUACCACUACCACCUCUCCAAUAUUAUAGUGAAAUCCUUUAAAAUCAAGGGUGGAGAUGAUGGCCCCAAACUCUUGAAAGUCCUCACAGAUUCCUUAACAAAACUCUUCAUCCAGCUGGAUAAAAAAGUCUUAGCUGAAAUUGCUGCAGGAAAUCAGGAAGCAAAAAACAAGAGCCUGAUAAAGAUUUGGUGUAAAACUUUUGAAAAUGUGAUUUUUAGCAAUGUUACCGUUCCCUCACCAGAAAAUUGUACCUCUCCCACUCUCUGUUGGACUGAAGGGAACAUGACUUGGACACUCAUGAACACAACUUAUGAAGAGAAUAUUGCAAAAUGCAAACACUUAUUUGUGAGCACCAACCUCUCAGAUUCAGCCAUUGGAUUAAUUCUUCUACCCCUCUCCAUGCUCAUCUUGGGCACAAGUUUGAUCAUACUUAUCAAGGUCUUGAAAUCUGAACUCUGGGGACCAGUCACUGCAAUGAUAAAGAAGACCAUCAACACAGAUUUCCCCUCCCCAUUUACCUGGAUGGCAGGUUACCUUGCCAUUCUUGUUGGAGCUGGGAUGACCUUUAUUGUGCAGAGUAGCUCUGUGUUCACUUCUACAAUCACUCCUCUGGUUGGCCUCGGUGUGAUCAGCCUUGAGAGAGCUUACCCUUUAACCUUGGGCUCCAACAUCGGCACCACCACCACCGCCAUCUUGGCUGCAUUAGCUAGCCCUGGAAAUACUUUACAAGAUUCACUCCAGAUUUCCCUGUGCCAUUUCUUCUUCAACAUCUCUGGGGUCAUUCUAUGGUACCCAGUCCCAUUCAUGCGACUGCCUAUCCAUUUUGCCAGGAGCUUAGGGGAUAUCACAGCCACCUACCGUUGGUUUGCCUUUAUCUACUUGAUCUUCUGCUUUUUCCUCGGCCCAUUGCUGAUGUUAGAAAUUUCCCUGGCUGGUUGGCCUGUGUUGUUAGCUGUAGGGAUACCCAUGUUAUUUCUGUUGUUCAUGCUACUAUUCAUUCACACCUUCGAUGCCCUUCACAUAUUGCCCUCAUGGAUGACAUCCCUAAAGCCCUGGAAUAAUAUGAUAUCUAGAAUAACAGGGAAUAGAACCACUGCUCAAAUUUCUGCAUUUGCUACUGACUGUUUUUCUUGCCCUGGAACUGGACAUUCUCUAAGUACACGGUGGUCCAGAGAAGGACAAACAAACCAAAACAAAGUUUCUGAAAAGUUUGAUGAUUCUGAAGUCAUAGCUGAUAAGUCCCAGUCAGGGAUUUAAUUUUAGGAGAAAGGCUGAGACAUAAAGAUAUCUCACAGCAGCAGAGUCUUAAAGUAAAGGGGAGAAGAGGAGAAAAUAUGGAUUAUUUCUUGUUCCACAGGCCCUUUCCCCCUUGUAGUGAGUCAUGGUGAGGGCAGAUAGUUAUUCACUGCAAAAAUUAAGCCAAGAACCUUUGCCAUCCCAACCCUUAACUCUGGAACCCAAAGUAUUGGCAGACAAGGCUGGCUCAACAUUGGCAGAAACAGGGCUCAAAAUAACACCCUUACCAGGACCACAAUUCUCUCUCAUGUGGUUUGUGAAAGACCUGAGACAACAGAGAACCAGAGGGAUUUUGCAAGAUGAAACCUAACAAGGCCUUGUUUUGAAAUCAGUUUUCAGAAGGGAAAAGCCUAAUGAAAGUGCUCCAUGGCUUGAAUAGACUUAGCUCUACUUUUAUUUUUAAGAAACUGUUUGGUUACUGAGAAACAUGGCUUUUCCCAAGAAAAGUCCUGACUGUAAACAGAACUUCCCUGGCCCCAUUAAGGUGGAAGAGAGGGCUGCUUCCAAAUAUUGAUGACCAUGAUGACCAAUACCAAAAAUAAACUCUCAUAGGUGACCAUGCCCUCCAUGUCUUGAUCUUCCUUCUUGCAGUUCUGGGCAGUCUAUAACUAAUUUCUAGAACACCAAGAAGGUAUUUCUGAAGGAUAAGGUGCCUUAAAAUCUGUGUCUUAUCUGAUCCAGAGAGAUGAGCUAUUAUAUUAACCACCUAGCCCUUUAGUGGAGUGGGGUAGUACUGGAAGGAUUCUGAGGUGAAUGGCCUUGCUGUAAGCCCUUCUUCUUCUGGAUCCUUGCAUCUCUGUCUCUUUCAAAGAGGAGAAAACCUGUUAGGCCUUUGGAGAGGAGAUAGACUGGCAGGUGGUCAUUCUUAGGGAAAAUGUGGAUUAAAAAAGCAGGACUCUCUUCAGACAAACUGUAGCCAUUUUUUCCCCUGUAUCUGCAAAGAAUAACAGUCUGACUGGACAGGAAGCACCUUUGUCAACCUUGGGCUUUCAGGUGACCCAUUAAAGACUAAUCUGGAAUCUCCUUCCAAAUUUUCAUUUACUUGUCAGGAAUGAGCAUUGUUCAUUUCCAUUUCCUGUCCUCUUUGGCCCUUAAAAUCCUGCUUUUUAAGAGAUUGAUUGGUGAGCAUGUGACUGGAAAGGUUUGAGCCAGUCAACACUCCCAGAGCAUAAUCCUGAAGGUUAAAUUGUCUGUCUGCCUUGGUCCCCAGAACCCUUUUUAUAAUGGUGUGCACAUGGGUAGAAUGAGGGAGCCCCUGUAUUCUAGCAGCUCAGAUGCCCUCUCUUUGCCCUUUAUGGGGCCUCCUUCAAAGAAAGAUUUCUUGUCUUUCAACCAGCCACAUCCAUCAGUUCCCUCUAAAAAAGCCUGUCCAAUGUUUUCACCUGACCCUACCUAUCUAGGCUGUACCUCAGCUUCAAAGCAUAUAAAAAAGCGAAAUAUAGAUUGAGGAAGACCAGCCCAUUCUCGAAUCCUAUGUUAGUCCAUUUCUGGUCAUAUGGAACCUUACCCUGAGCUUCCACUAUAUAUAAUUCUUCAUAGACAGAUACCUAUAUAUAUAUGUAUACAUAUACAUAUAUAUAGUCACUGAAUUGUAUAGUUUUUUUAUGUUAUAUUGAAUGUAACUUACCUGAUUCUGAUUUUUAUAUUGCUUAUCUUGAGAAAUAAGAAAAUGUUUAUCGAUAAUAUAUGUCUAUUACAUUGGUAUAUAUAAGCAAGAAUAUUUGUAUAUUUUGUAGUAUCUUUUAAAUUUUUCCACAUCAUACUAUAAAUAUAGAAGUUAAAUACCUCAUUGGUCCCCCUUGCAACAUGUUAUAUGCUUUUUCCAGUUGGAUUAUGCUUGUGAUCUAUUUGCAAGUUGUAAUUUUCAAUAUUUUUAGAAAGAAAACAAAGAUAUACAAAACAAAAAGAAUGCAUUUUUGAAGGUUAGGGGGUGGGUUACUUUGAUUCAUUCUAACAUCUUCUUUCCAAGAUGUUUGUUCAUAUGAGCCGUUCCUCCCUGGUUCCCUCUCCAAUUAGCAAAAAUAAGUGUCAAAUCAGAUUUCCUGCGAAUGGUCUGAUCAGGAAUCUGAGAGCUAGAGUUGGGGUCCAUUACCCUGCAAGAUCCUUUCUUAAGCUAGGAGAGAAUAAACAGAUCAUUAUUUUUCCUUAUUCCAGUUCCUGGAUCUGGAAGCCUGAAUUAAUCUACAAAAUCUUUGCAGAAAGUAUUAUUUCCUGUACCUUUCUAAUUGACCAUUUCCAGGUUGAGGGGUCAGGCCAGAGAGCUGCCAUAAGCCUAAGUCAGAAAGCAUGGAAAUGCCACCUGAGUAGUACCCUGAGAAGCAUUAUGGGCCUGAUUUCUAAAAAGAGGUGGGGUCUGUCAGAUGAUGGGCCAGAAGUAGGCAAGGGCUGAGAUGCAAAUUUAAUUCUCCUAAUUGGCUAGCAUGAGCCAGCAGCUCUUUUGUAGUCCACAUUAAUAUAGUGGAGUAUGUUAUUGAAGUAUCAACUUUGCUAUCAGAAGAUAAUGGUUUGCAAAUAAGUCACACUUGGCACUAGUCUGGGUAGCUGGCUCUUGUAUAGCAUGGGGAGCAGACCUUGAUCUGUCAGGACAGAAAUUAUGCCCUCUCCUUUGGUUGAGGUUAAUCAAAGAGACUCAAAGGUUCUCUGGUGCCAGUUCUGUUUGUGUUGAGAUUAGGGACUUCCUCUUCCUCCCUUGGCAGAGGGCAUCUCCCCUUUUGGGAGCACCAUUCCUCCAUGGCUGCUUAGCUGUGGGGUGCCAGGAAGAGUGAUGAAUUUGGGGCCAGGAUAUAAUGCAACUGGUUCUUACCCCCUACCCCAAGGCUUAUAGUAAGACCAGAAUGAGAAAGGGCUUUACAAGCUUUGCAAAUGCAAUAUAAAUAUCACCUCUGGCUCAUUCUGUGUAUCUAAGGCUCUCUCCUCCCAGGAGUUUAGUGAGAUGGGGCAUAUUGAGUAAUCCAUUGGAGUUAGCAAUGCUCCUCCAUAUGAGGGAAGCAGGGUGGAUUGAGCUUUUCUGGGAGAUGGCUUGAGGAAAAACAGAAACUUUGAGAGUGGGGCCCAAGGAACCUAGUAAGCAGCUGAGUAGGUUGUGAAAGCCAAGGGGAACUAGGUUGGCAAAUAUGGCUACUCCUACCAGAGGGCACCAUUUUCUCAAUUUUUCUUACAUAUAAGACCUUAGAUUCUAUCUAUGCCAUUCCACCUUGACUGUUCUUACCUGUAAGUAUAUUAUCCUUGUUUCCUCAGUGUUGGUUUGGGAUCUUAGAACCAAAUUUCCAGUGAACCAGUGCUUUUUAAAACUCUUACCUUCUGUCUUAGAAUCAAUACAAGUUCCAAAGCAGAAGAUCAAUAAGGGCUAGUUGAUUGGAGUUCAGUGACUUCCCCAUUGUUCUUAAAACAGUACCGGGCACAGAGUAAAUACUAUAUAAAUUUUAACUCUUAUUAUUCUUAUCAUUCUUCUUUACACAGAGAUGAAGGGAAAACAGAGUUUAUUACGUACCUAAUACAUGCUAGACCAGUGAUGGCAAACCUUUUAGAGACUGCAUGCUAUGCCCUGCUCCCUAUCUCCCCCAGAGAACAUGUGCCAUGCCCCACUCCAUCCACAGAUUGCUGGUGCACCCCUACUCUCUCCCCUUUACCAACAUAGGGGAAGGGGUCAGCUCUCUCAUUGGGCUAUGUGGCAGAGAGGUAGAUGAUGUAAUAAAAUGAUGUCAGGCAAGGUGGAGAGGGAGAAGAGAGCAGCUCUGCCCCAGUCCCUCUGCCUUUCUAGUAACCAACUCUGGGGGUGUCGGGAAGGGUAGCACUCUUGCCUGUUGAUAACAUUCUGUAGGCCAUCUUUGACACCAUGCCAUUGGUUUGCCAUCACUGUGCUAGGCACUUAUAUAUAAUCUCAUUUGGUCAUCACAACAACUCUAGCAGGUAGAUGCUAUCAUUAUCCUCAUUUUACAGUUUGGGAAACUGCCUCUGCUCUAGUGCUCCAAACAUUAUACCACCUAGCUAUCUAAUGAGAUAAGAACCUGACUCUAAUAUUAUGUAGUUAAUCCCAAGAACAUUUCUUUUUUAUUUUUAUUUGGUUUUGUACAUUGUGUUUGACUCUUCAUAACCCCAUUGGAGGUUUUCUUAGCAAAUAUACUUACUGGGAGCUGUCAGGCCACAAUGUCUUGAUAUGGUUUCUCGUGGAAGCCAGGAGGUCACAAAGUAACUCCUUGGCAGGAUGGAAUUCCCUACUCAGUCCCCUCUGUAUGACUUCUCUCAUCAACAUCCCUUACUAAUGGAAUUGAUAUGAUUAUUGUUCUCUCUCUAGUCUCUGAAAAAGUAAUAUAAGAGCAAAAUACCUGUACACUAUUCCCCCAAAAUUUCACCAAAAGACCAGACUCACAAAACCAAACCCAAAAGAUCAUUAUGGGUUAACUUUUUCUUCGGUAUAUAAUUCCCAGAAAAAGCUGUACCCAACAAGCUGUGCUCAGAUAACCCCUAUUCUCAUUCCCUGAAACUUAUUCUCCUAAGCCAGUACAUAAAUCAUUAAUAAGGAAAGGCCUGUACAAAAUACUUUGGUAUACCAUGCUUCAUCAUGCCUCAGUGACUUGAUUUUGCCAACCAAAACUCUCCUUGAAAAACUCCCUAAUAAACCCUGAGAAAUGAUUAGCCUAAUAUUAAAUCUGAAUUGUGUUUUCAGUACCCCUUUGAUCUCUGAAUUUCACUGCUACAAUUGUUAAUUGUUUUCAGGAUUUCUGAUCAUCUAUUUUUAUUAAAGGUAAUAAAUGAUUUUCCUUGAUUGUCUGUAAACUCAAGCUCCUUACAGACUAAUGAGAAAAUUAAGCCACCUAUGAUGAAAUCAUUUAUCUUGGGUAAAACCUUUGUGUAUCCUGUCAGAAUUGAUAGUUAAAAUAUAAGUACAGAAUGAUCUCAGAAUGUUAAUCAAAUGAUUUGUUCAAAGUUAAUAUAUUGGGGGCAGCUGGGUAGCUCAGUGGAUGAGAGCCAGGCCUAGAGAUAGGAGGUCCUAGGUUCAAAGCUGGCCUCAGACACUUCCCAGCUGUGUGACCCUGGGCAAGUCACUUGACCCCCAUUGCCUAGCCCUUACCACUCUUCUGUGGCAAUACACAGUAUUGCUUUCAAGACAGAAGUUAAGGGUUCUAUUUUUUUUUAAAAAGUUAAUGUGUCUCUCUCAUUUCUGCCUAGCUGUUCCAUCUGCUGAUGACCCCCUGGAGCCGUGGGCUCAGCUUGAUCCGAGACCAUGACAUAAGUCUGGAGUCCUAACAGGGACUCUCCUGGCUAGGUAACCUGCCCCCUUUCCACCCCCUGAAAAAUAAAGGCUCUCUCCAAACUUGGGUGGCUAGAAUCCCACCCAAAGGGGACUUCAGACCCCCCCCCCAUCAGUAGAUGGAGUGGGCAAUUCAGAACUUAAGUUGAAAAGGAUCACCAUGGGGCACAAUGAAUUGAAAGCAAGCAAGCUAUUCACUAAAAUAAUUAAACACAAUUUUCAGGAAAGGGCAAUAAAAGAAAGAAAAGUAAGCAAGUCACAGCUGGCUAAACUCUUGGAUUUUAUUCAAAUUUGCAGCCCAUGGUUCCUUGAUGUAGGGACAGUAGAUUUAGACACAGAGGAAAAUAUUAGCCUUGACUUAAAUAUUAUAAAAUCCUGAUUGGGGGCUCUCCCGUUUGGAUUAGGCAGCCACCAACAACCCCUCCAUCUGAGGGAGGAAGGAGUAAAUGGAUGGGAAUGAGGGGUCCCCCUCUUCCUCCACCUUCAUGACCUCCAGAUCCUCAGCUCUAACAGAGAAGAGCCCAUCUUUCAAUCCUUUGUAACCUGCCUUUUCAAAUGUUUAGGCUUAAGGCUUAUGGAGCCAAAAACUUUUCUUCGCUUCUUACAGUUUUUAUUUAUUUAUUUAUUUUAUAAACUCUUACCUUCUGUCUUGGAAGAAAUACUGUGCAUUGGUUCUAAGGCAGAAGAGUGGUAAGGGGCUAGGCAAUGGGGGUCAAGUGACUUGCCCAGGGUCACAUAGCUGGGAAGUGUCUGAGGCCAGCUUUGAACCUAGGACCUCCCAUCUAUAGGCCUGGCUCUCAUCCAUUGAGCUACUGAGCUACCUAGCUACCCUGAUUCUCACAGGUUUUAAAGAGACAGUACCUUGGAAAAAGCAAGAUGGAUUUUUUUUAUUGUUUCUUCUUACUUUUUUCUUCCUCAAGAUCUUGAGUAAAUAUCUUAAUUUUUAAAGGCAUGUUUCCCUUAGUCUGUUUAAUGUUUGUUUUGUGUGUCUCUAUGUGUGAACAAGACAAGUCUUGUCUGUUUGUUCUCCUAAUUGGCCACUUACAAAAAAAUGCUUCAAAGUCCGCUGAGAAGAGGUAAUCUAUUUUGGCCCUCUAAACUUGACAGACUGUUCCAUAAAUCUCUUUAUUUAUUUUGGAAAGGGCCCAUCCAGGUAAAGAGGUGAAAGAUUGAUUUGGAUCACACAAAGGGAAAUUUUAUCCCUUAAACUGGCUAUUCUCUUAGAUUUAAUAUUAAAGAUCUAUAUGUGUAGUUUUGGAAAACUGUUAAUUAGUCUGAUAAUGUACUAUGAUAAGUGUAAUUGUAUGGUGAUAAUUGUGUAUCAGUUAAAGGUUGUAGGUUAGCUAAAUUUAAUUUAGCUUAAUGGCUAUAGCCAGAAAUCUGUUUAUCAUCACUAGGACUGAUAAGAGAGAACCAUUUCAAUAAGUCUCAGAACUGUUUGAAUGUAAUUAAUAGACAGCUUGCCAGCAAGAGGAACUUUUCCUCCUCAAAGGCAAAAACGAUACUGGAUGCUUAGUAAAACACAAGAUAUUUGUGUGCAAAAUUCAGCUAGACAACAGUGAUAGUGUAUUGUGGAGAACUUAUUCUCCACUGGGACUACAUCCCAAACUCCUGAUACAAACUCCUAAACUCAUCAGUAGAAGGGAAAUAGUAAGGGACUUUUUUUUUUUAAACCCUUACCAUCUGUCUUGGAGUCAUUACUGUGUAUUGGCUCCAAGGCAGAAGAGAGGUAAGAGCUAGGCAAUGGGAGUCAAGUGACUUGCCCAGGGUGUCUGAGGUCAGAUUUGAACCUAGGACCUCCUGUCUCUAGGCCUGGCUCUCAAUCCACUGAGCUACCCAGCUUCCCCCAGUAAGGGGCUUCCUGUUUCCUCUACCCUCAUUAUACCUCAAACCUUUU